Ceratitis capitata (Mediterranean fruit fly) is the source of this 580-nucleotide messenger RNA. RefSeq names its product cytochrome b-c1 complex subunit 8 (gene UQCR-Q). The record is from RefSeq and is a predicted model, not a curated record. NCBI's taxonomy places the organism in Eukaryota, Metazoa, Arthropoda, Insecta, Diptera, Tephritidae. Gene Ontology annotation, biological process: mitochondrial electron transport, ubiquinol to cytochrome c. The transcript is spliced from 3 exons. The coding region runs from base 136 to 405 and encodes 89 amino acids.
UUAUGUACCAUCUGUUUCGUUCUAUGUUUUUUUUUUCGUUCAUCGUGUUGUAAAUUGUCGAGCCAGGUGAAAGGCACUCAAUUUUUUUGUGUUUUUAUUUGAACGAGUGUAGAGAAUUCGUAGAAGCCAAACAAAAUGCGCGUCACAUCGUCCCUGCUUGGAGCCCAUUUCGGCAACUUGGCCAAGGUGCACGGCAUUGUCACCUACAAGCUCUCGCCUUUUGAGCAACGUGCAUUCGCUGGAGCGAUAAGCAAAGGUCUGCCAAAUAUCUUCAACCGCAUCCGCUCAAACAUUUUCAUAGUAGCACCACCUUUCAUUGUUGGUUACUUAAUCUAUGAUCUGAUCGAACGUGAGCAUCAUCACUUGUCUCGCAAGAAUCCCAAGGAUUUCGAAAAUGAAGAAUAAAACCAAUUUAAAAUUAUUUAGUUUGUGUACCAUACAAAACCCAAAAUGAAAUAUAUAGCUUAAUUCAAGAAAAACAUCUAUAUUUCAUUUGGUUUUGCAACAGAUUUGGUGUUCGUGAUUCUUAAAUCAAUGUAUAAAUUAAAAUUACAAAACAGGCGCAAGCAACCUUCGAAAA